GUCUCAGGGAGGAGUAAGAGAGACUUAGUAGGGAGGCAAUGUACACUCAUCGGCGUUAUUAGACACUGCCAAUCCACUUCGGUGUGCACAGACAAGGCAAGCGAAAACAAAGAACACUCACAUUUAGUUAUUUCUUAAGGUUUUGCGAAAGCUACAAGUUUAGGAGGUGUCAGGAAUAAGUGAAAUAAAUAUUGAAGGGUUUCCACGGGGAUUUCACCCCGUGUCCCGACUUCGAAGCCUACGUCGAUUUGACACCCGAAACGCAUUGUGCAAAAUUACGGACUAAAAACUGGGAAAGGUCCGAAAUAGCUGUCGACAGUUCUAUCAUCCUACACAAUGAAGAAGAACAAUUCUGCCAAACGGGGGCCGCAGGACACAAACCAGCACCCUACCCAGCCUGACAAAAUCGGAUGGCUCCGCAAGUUUUGUGGAAAAGGAAUAUUUAGAGAGAUCUGGAAAAAUCGCUUUGUGAUACUGAAAGGGGAGCAACUUUAUAUCUCAGAAAAAGAGGUGAAGGAUGAGAAGAAGACCCAGGAAAUGGUGGACUUGACAGACUACGAGCGCUCCGAGGAGCUGAGGAAGGCCAAAAGCCGCAGCAAGAAGAACCACAGCAAGUUCACUCUGCUGAGGUCCAGGACGCCAGGGAACAAGGUUCCAAACCUCGUAUUCCUGGCUGUCAGUCCAGAGGAGAAGGAGUCAUGGAUCAAUGCCUUAAAUGCAGCCAUAACCAGAGCCAAGAACCACAUUCUCGAUGAGGUUACGGUUGAGGAUGACAACCAUCUGUCCCAUCUCACGCGGGACCGGGCGAAGAUCCCUCACACACGGCGUCUGCCUACUCGAGGUCACAUCAUGGCUGUGGCAUCCCAGUCGUCCUCGGAUGGCAUGCUGACGCUGGACCUCAUCCAGGAGGAGGACGGCUCCUCGCCAGAGGUCGGGGGCAUCUGCGACAGACCCUUCCGCGUCGACAAGGACAAAUUGCACCUCACCCCCGACUGUCCCAGGUCCAAAACCGACGGUGCCCUCUCCGCCAUGACCGCGUCCGAGGCCUCUGGGAAGUCCCACAGCCUGCCUCGCGAGACAGGGGCGGCGUGGGAACACAAGCAGCGAGGGGAGGAACGCGGAGGGGCGGAGAAGCCCUCCCUCCACACCCCCCAGCCGGGUAAGAGGCUGACACCGGCCGAGAAGAGCCGGUGUGCCUCCAUGGACGAGAUCUUGUCGCACUCAGAGACGCGGGCCACCAAGCCAAAGAAUACCGGGAUGCCUCAUUCUCCGGCGCCUACAGGAAGCUUGGUCCCCAUCAGCCAGCUCCAGGACCUCAUUUCCCAAAAACUGGAGAAAACUCAGGAGCUGCUGACAGAGGUGCGAGCCAUCCAGAGCGAGGAGGACUCGGCAGAGCGAGGGAAGGCCAAGGGGAAGGACUCACCCACCGGCUCGAAGGGCUCGUCCGGGGACGCCCGUGCCGAGGCGGAGAGGCUUCUGAAAGAAGCUGCGUCCACGUGGGGCCAGGCCAAGGAUGUCCUGGAGGAGGUGAAAGAGCUGAGGGCGCUGUAUCGCCAGCUGGACUCACCGACGAGCACUGCCAACGGCACGCCCUCCUCCCUCUCGCCUCACACGCCAUCACACAGCGCCAAGCAAACUCCCUACAGGAAGAGCCUGAUGUGACGGCCAGAUUGCUGAAAGACUCUGAACAUGAGCUGAUGUGAAAAGGACAAAUCCUGCAGCAAAAAAACUAAACAUAAAAAAACAUAAAUCAUGCAAAGCCACAAAAUUGUAAAGAAUGUCUGUUGUUUUCUACCCCUUCUCUGUCUUACUGUUUCAUUUUACUGAUGCUGGGACUUUGCAAGGACUCUCGUUUCUCUAAGUAACUGGUGUGCCCGUACACUUUGUGAAGGGUAUAGAAUAGAAUUUAAGGAUAAGGUAAACACUGCAUAGGUUUGUAGGGCUGUCAGUUCAUGCAGAUGUAUGGUAGGGACAUGGUAAAGAAUGGCCACUGGUGUCAAUAAAUAAGUGGUGGUCAGAACUGACAGUGGUAAAUACUGGAUGCUAGUAAAGACGGCUUGUCCUACGAAUGGUUAUGCUAACGUUACCAUAAAGAGAGUAAAUGCUAUUCUUAAGGUGAUCAUUAGUGCUCAUAUUCAACUCAGUAGUUGGUUCGGAAGCCCAGAAACAAGGGUGUUGAGGGAGUCUGGAGUUGGGACACAGUAACCACCCCUCCUUGUAGUCCUCCUACGUGUCCCAGUCCUGUUGGAAUGUGAAUGUUUUUCUUUUUGGGGUUUCAUAACGAUCUAGAACCUCCAUUAGAUCCUACAGGUUCCCUAAAGUCAACAGCGGCCACAGCAGUGUCUUAGCUAGCAUCUUCCACUUCCAGUGAUGGCUUAAUACACUGGUGCUCCUAGAAAAAUAGCUAAAUAGCCUCACUUUGAACGUUUCCUGAAGUCUGUGACCCAGAAGAACUUAAUGAUAUUGUAUUUUUGUCUAUUAACUGAAAGGUACGCAAAAGGUAGCUUUUCUGUCCUGUCGCCUAUUUUUCUGUCAUGUUCAUGUAAAACUUCUGUGAAAAGAAUUAAAGAGUGAGGACCACUUGCACCUUGCUUGUGGUCCUCACAGCCAUUCAUCUCAACUACUCAUGAAGACUUGAGCCAAGAUGGCGUCCAUUGGCAUGAGUAACUUCAGUGGCUGGUAAGAAGUAGGAUAUGAUGAUUGGAUGCGGUACUGAAAAGAAGCAACAGAUAAUGAAGUACAGUAAUAAUAACAUUGCACUAUACAAAAGAAGUCAAAAAAGACAAUAUGGUUGGCAAAUAAGAAGUCUUUCUAUUCAUAAAGACAAUCUAACUUGUAAGGGUUUACAGGCUGUACAGUUUUUUAAAUUGUUAUACCGAAGAUGGUUCUUCCUGCUUUGAAAAUGAACGCCUCAACCAAUCAAAUAAAGUGGAAUCUCAACUUUCCUUGAUUGCCAGUUCAACUCUGCUUGUUUUACAGUCAGUAGCUAGGUAUGGA
Hypomesus transpacificus is the source of this 2997-nucleotide messenger RNA. RefSeq names its product pleckstrin homology domain containing, family O member 1b (gene plekho1b). The coding region runs from base 337 to 1662 and encodes 441 amino acids. Gene Ontology annotation, biological process: regulation of myoblast fusion. Lineage: Eukaryota; Metazoa; Chordata; Actinopteri; Osmeriformes; Osmeridae. Gene Ontology annotation, cellular component: muscle cell projection membrane; ruffle membrane. The transcript has 6 exons. The record is from RefSeq and is a predicted model, not a curated record.